UAUCAAAUAGCACAGCUGUAUUCUGUGGCCGAAAUGAGCAAGCAAGAGUCUAGUUCGGAUUCUGGAAUUCAAAUUCUUAUCAAUGAACCUUACAACGACCAAGCACUGGGAAAGGGACAGUAUACGCACAAGCUAUAUCACCUUGGCAGGUUCCAUUUGUUUCGCUUACCCUGCAGUAAAUGCCCAAGGAUUCUCAGCGCGCUCGUUCCAGCGAACACGCUAAUCAUUGACGAGAAAGCAUGGAAUGCGUAUCCGGAUUGCAUUACUGAAUUUUUCAACCCGUUCUUGAGAGAAAGGUUUUCCAUCAAAAUACAGACAAAACAUGUGGCCAAUGACGAUGAUCUUGAAAAUGUACUGACGUUUCUUGUGCACAAUUUGCCACCCGAUUUGCUCAGCAAGCGCGAAAUUGUCAGAAUAGACAUUGCAAAUGAUCCGAUUGAUGUAAAGGAAAAUGGCUGUGAAACAAAUCCUAAACUAUUCUGUCCAAAAAAGGAUCCGCUACGAGGACCCCUCAAUGCAAACUGGAUUCGCGAUAUGAAGGCUCAAAAGAAACCGUUUAUGUGUUGCUACAAAUUGGUUACAAUUAAAUUUAAAGUGUUCGGAUUGGAAUCGAAAAUUGAGUCUUAUAUUUCCAAAGUACCUUAUACUGAUGCUUAUGUCGCUAGUACGAGCAAUCUCUCUUUUUGCGCUUUCAUAGGAGCAUUUUCUGCUCUUUUGAUAGAUGGUUUGGGCUGA
This is a messenger RNA of Mitosporidium daphniae, 735 nucleotides long. RefSeq names its product phosphatidylinositol transfer protein. Gene Ontology annotation, biological process: phospholipid transport. Gene Ontology annotation, molecular function: phosphatidylinositol binding; phosphatidylcholine intramembrane carrier activity; phosphatidylcholine binding. The transcript is spliced from 3 exons. The annotation marks the transcript as partial. NCBI's taxonomy places the organism in Eukaryota, Fungi, Microsporidia. The record is from RefSeq and is a predicted model, not a curated record. Gene Ontology annotation, cellular component: cytoplasm.